Molecule: messenger RNA, 2214 nt
Organism: Fusarium vanettenii 77-13-4
Lineage: Eukaryota; Fungi; Ascomycota; Sordariomycetes; Hypocreales; Nectriaceae
Exons: 6
Coding region: 1-1836 (611 amino acids)
Biological process (GO): intracellular signal transduction; peptidyl-serine phosphorylation
Molecular function (GO): ATP binding; protein serine/threonine kinase activity
Source: RefSeq, a predicted model, not a curated record
AUGGAUUCCAACAACAACCGCUUGUUCCUCAACUUUGGGAACAGCAAUGACAGGUUGACCGCCUCGGAUCGGGCCGCCUAUCCCACCACGCCCUCGACCUUUCCUCAGCCUGUCUUCCCUCCCGCUUCUGGUCAGCAGCCUGGCCUUCAGGCUCAGCAGCAGGCUUACGCUGGCCAGCCGCUGAACGACUAUGCCCAACCCGCUGGCUAUCAGCCGCGAUCCAAUACCCCGGGCACCAACGAUCCCAACACCGGUCUCGCCCAUCAGUUCUCCCACCAGAACCUCGGAGGCGCUGCUCGAGCGCAGGCUUACGCUCGAGGGCCCUCGCCCGGCCAGCGUCCCCGAACCGCUGGCGCUUCAGGGCAGCCAGCCUAUUCCGGGUACAUGAACGCUCCUCCCAUGCCCAACCAACCUGCUGCUCCUCGCCCGAGAGAAAUCCCGACCGAUAUGGCACCAAUGCCAAUAGCAACCAGAAGAAGUGCUCCCAGCUUGCUGCCGACUUCUUCAAGGACAGUGUCAAGCGUGCGCGCGAGCGUAACCAAAGGUAUGUGCUGUUAUAGACAGAGCGAGUUGGAGCAGAAACUCCAGGAUCCCUCCCAGGGUUCUGGCAGACGCGAGCAGCUUUGGUCUACCGCUGGAAGAAAAGAAGGCCAGUACCUGCGUUUCCUGCGCACCAAGGAUAAGCCCGAGAACUACAACACAGUCAAGAUUAUCGGAAAGGGUGCCUUUGGAGAAGUCAAGCUGGUUCAGAAGAAGGGAGAUGGCAAGGUCUAUGCCAUGAAGUCCCUGAUCAAGACGGAAAUGUUCAAGAAGGAUCAGCUCGCUCACGUUCGAUCAGAGCGUGACAUUCUCGCCGAGUCUGACAGCCCCUGGGUCGUCAAGCUGUACACCACUUUCCAGGAUUCUUACUUCCUCUACAUGUUGAUGGAGUUCUUGCCCGGUGGAGAUUUGAUGACGAUGCUCAUCAAGUACGAAAUCUUCUCUGAAGACAUUACACGGUUUUACAUUGCCGAGAUUGUCCUCGCUAUUGAGGCUGUACACAAGUUGGGCUUUAUCCAUCGUGACAUCAAGCCCGACAACAUUCUUCUGGACCGUGGUGGUCAUGUCAAGCUGACUGAUUUUGGCUUGUCGACGGGUUUCCACAGACUCCAUGACAACAACUACUAUCAGCAGCUGCUUCAGGGGCGAUCCAACCGGCCGCGUGACCGUAACUCGGUCGCCAUCGACCAGAUCAACCUCACUGUCAGCAACCGAUCUCAGAUUAACGACUGGCGACGAUCACGAAGAUUGAUGGCGUACUCGACCGUUGGAACUCCUGACUACAUCGCCCCUGAAAUCUUUACUGGACAUGGUUACACCUUUGACUGCGAUUGGUGGUCGCUGGGAACCAUCAUGUUCGAAUGUCUCGUUGGAUGGCCCCCAUUCUGUGCUGAAGAUAGCCACGACACGUACCGAAAGAUUGUCAACUGGAGACAGACCCUGUACUUCCCCGAUGAUAUCACACUGGGCACCGAUGCUGAGCAUCUGAUCCGAAGUAUGGUCUGCAACACGGAGAACCGUCUUGGUCGUGGAGGUGCACACGAGAUCAAGAACCAUGCCUUCUUCCGUGGCGUCGAGUUUGACAGCCUGCGUCGCAUCCGCGCACCUUUCGAGCCUCGCUUGACCUCCAACAUUGACACGACCUACUUCCCCACUGAUGAAAUCGACCAGACCGAUAACGCGACGGUUCUCAAGGCCCAGGCCAUCCAGAACGGCCGACAGGCGGAGGAAUCUCCCGAGAUGUCCCUGCCCUUCAUCGGCUACACCUUCAAGCGGUUUGAUAACAACUUCCGGUAAUUCUCGCCAAGAAAUCUUUGACUCCGGCAAGUGUUCAUCUUGGAGAAGGCCCAGUUCUGUGAACGGGCUUUGCUUCACUCGAGCUGGGAAGGGGCAGCACUCUGGAAGCGCAGAGACGACGCCUUACAACACUCAGCAAUGGUUUGACGGCCGAUCAGGUUCUUGGAUGCUCUCGGGACCACGUGCCCUUGAGCUUUGUGCUUUUUCAAGAUGCCUCCUUGAAGGCUGUAAUUGCAGGGCUAGUCUAGAUAGCAGGCUUCUGGCUCGGGCAAGCUUUUUAUCAUGUAUGGAUUUCAUUGUACUGAGCAUGUAACAAAAGAGGGUAGUUCAGACCUUGCUGAAGAAGUCAAAGACUAAUAAAACAAGUUGAAACUUGAA